Molecule: messenger RNA, 1225 nt
Organism: Morus notabilis
Lineage: Eukaryota; Viridiplantae; Streptophyta; Magnoliopsida; Rosales; Moraceae
Product: purple acid phosphatase 23
Exons: 5
Coding region: 14-1225 (403 amino acids)
Molecular function (GO): metal ion binding; acid phosphatase activity
Source: RefSeq, a predicted model, not a curated record
ACAAGAAAUUCCCAUGAAAAUAAAGACCUCACUAUGGAUUCCUCUGAUCAUCAUAUUGAUGGUAACAAAUAUUUUGGUGAAUAAAGCUCAAAUACCCACAACUCUAGAAGGCCCAUUCAAGCCUGUCACUCGGCGUUUUGAUCCAUCCCUUCGGAGAGGCAGUGAUGACUUGCCCAUGGAUCAUCCUAGACUCAAGAAAAAUGUGACCUCAAAUUUCCCAGAACAGAUUGCUCUUGCUAUAUCUUCACCAACUUCAAUGUGGGUCUCUUGGGUUACUGGGGAUGCGCAGAUUGGUUUGAAUGUGACACCUCUUGAUCCUAAAACGGUUGCUAGUGAAGUGUGGUAUGGGAAAAAGAGUGGCAAGUAUACUAAUGUGCAGAGAGGGAUUUCCACUGUUUAUAGCCAACUUUAUCCCUUCAAAGGACUCUUGAAUUACACCUCUGGCAUCAUUCACCAUGUGAAACUUGAUGGUCUUGAACCUGGAACCAAAUACUUCUACAAGUGUGGGGAUAGCUCUUUUCAAGCUUUGAGCAAAGUGCAUUCAUUUGAAUCUUCACCAAAGCCUAGCCCAUAUGCAUAUCCUCAUCGUAUAGCCGUUGUUGGAGAUUUGGGUCUCACCAGCAAUACCACCACAACCAUUGAUCAUCUGACUCAAAACAAUCCUUCAAUGAUUUUAAUGGUUGGGGACUUAAGCUAUGCGAAUCAGUACCGUACAACCGGCGGGAAAGGAGCCCCGUGCUUCUCAUGUGCGUUCCCAGAUGCACCUAUUCGAGAGACAUACCAACCUCGUUGGGAUGGCUGGGGAAGGUUCAUGGAACCUUUAACAUCGAGAGUUCCUAUGAUGGUUAUUGAAGGCAAUCAUGAGAUUGAACCUCAAGUUGCUGGAAUCACUUUCCAGUCCUAUCUGAAAAGAUUCGCAGUUCCCUCAGAGGAGUGUGGGUCUAAAAGUAACUUGUACUACUCUUUUGAUGCUGGAGGAGUACAUUUUAUCAUGUUAGGAGCAUAUGUUGACUACAAUGCCACUGGCGCUCAGUAUGCUUGGCUAAGGAAAGAUCUAGCUCGAGUGGACCAUGCCGUCACCCCAUGGCUGGUAGCUGCAUGGCACUCACCUUGGUACAAUAGUUAUGCUUCUCACUAUCAGGAAUUUGAAUGUAUGAGGCAGGAAAUGGAAGCACUUCUAUACCAAUACAAUGUAGAUGUUGUUUUUUCUGGUCAUGUAAGUUGA